AUGACAUUAUCAUCGCUGAGUCCUUUGCCAUCAAAUUCUUGGACGUUGCCAUUGAUCAGUCUAGCUAUGCUGAUUUCCAAUAUAACUGUGGCUAACAAUGAGAGCCUGCCAACUCAUUUGCCAGUGGAAAGGGCAGUGGCUUGCGUUGUUCUCAGUUUGGCAUGCCUCAUUGGAAUACCUGGGAACUUGAUCGUGAUAUGCACGAUCCUUUUUAACAUUACACGCCGAUCUUCCACCAUCAUGCUGAUCUUGACUCUGGCUGUGGCAGACUUUGUGGUCCUCGCCACUUUGCCAUUUUGGAUUUACUCCCUCGCCGUCGCGUGGAUUUUUGGAGUUUUCUUCUGGAGGCUGACUCUCUACCUGAUCUUCGCCUCCAUGUACACCAGCGUGUUCCUCAUCAUGGUGAUGAGUUUGGAGCGUCUGUUGGGAGUUCUCCGGCCCUUUGCCAUCCAGAAGUGGCGGAAGAAAGCAAGAAUCAGAAACGUAAUUAUUUGCAUUUUGGUUUUAUCUUUGCUUCUCGCUGUACCUAAUAUGACUCUUGAAAUCAAGUUCGAUGCAGAAGGGCGUCCAAUGCACCGAGUCUACUCCUCCGGUAAACAGGAGAUAGGGCUUCUCCUGCUGACAACCUUGGCGGGGUUCCUAGUUCCCUUCAUCACACUAAUUAUUUCUUACAGCUUCAUUUCCAAAAGAAUAAAGCAAAUGAGCUGUCAAAGAAAAAACAGAGCGGGGAAGUUGAUCGCAAGCAUUGUGAUCGCGUUUGUCUUGUGCUGGUUACCGUUUCACGCAGUAAACAUUUGCAGGGUUACUGCACUGCUGACAGAGAAUUCAAAUUCCGGCUUCUCUGGUAGAUUAAACUCGACUUUUCUCCAAUUAAAGGAAGCUGCCGGGGCUCUGGCUUUUAUCAGUAGCUGUGUUAACCCUAUCCUCUAUGCUUUCGCUGCUCGGAACUUUAAAACGGGAUUUAAAGCUGCAAAUCUUGCAAAAGUCUUUGAACAAAUGAAUAGCAGCUUAAAAGAGAAACGGGACAAAGAGUCGAAUGACAACGAGCUUCGUUCUGAAUCGAUUAGAGGAGAACUUCAGUCAGUAAGGAUGGAUUUGAGUGACACUGAGAUGGAUCACUCACCAGUAGUGAAAAAUGCAGUGGUUGGCAUCAUCUUGAGCUUGGCUUCCCUCCUUGGAAUCCCAGGAAACAUACUGGUUAUCUGGAUCAUAGUCUUCAACAUGCAGAAGCAGAGAUCGCCCACCGUUGUGCUAAUUUUGAACUUGGCAGUAGCUGAUGUCUUGGUUCUGAUCACCUUGCCUCUGUGGAUCUACACUUUUGUGCAUGGUUGGCCAUUUGGACGGGCGUUUUGUAAAAUCCUGACCUUCAUCAUCCACUGCAACAUGUAUGUAAGCAUCUUCCUCAUCACAGUGAUGAGUGGAGAGCGCUUUCUGGCAGUUAUUUACCCAUUUACCUCGCAGCGAUGGCGCAAGAUCAUGGUGGUGCGUGUGAUGGUGCUACUUGUCUGGGUCUUGGCUUUUCUCUUUGCGAUUCCAGUGCUGAUGUACCAGGAACUCGACAGUGAUGAAAAUGGUCGACCUCAAUGCUUGUAUGUGAAUUUUGGCUCCGACGACGAGGAAAUUUUGUGCGUAAUGAUACAAUUCAUAGUUGCUUUUGUAAUUCCCUUUUCGAUGAUGUCUGUUUUCUACAUUUGCAUUGGUAGGAAAUUAAAAGGCAUGACUUUUCAAAGACAUACCAGAACUGGGACGGUAAUUGUAACUGUGGUGAUUGUAUUUUUCAUUUGCUGGAUGCCUUACCAUGCUGUCAACCUGGUUUCAGUCAUAGCACUGAUGACUAAGACUAAUGAAGCUAUUUCCAACACGUUAAAUAAUAUCUAUAAUUAUGGCAUCCUAGUUGCUGGAGCUUUAGUUUUUUUCAACAGCUGUGCCAAUCCUAUUAUUUAUGCACUUGCUGCACGGAAUAUCCGAAAUGGCUUUCAAGUGUCAGCCUUUGGCAAGUUUUUUGACCAGAUGACACAUUCUCUUAAAGAAGAAUCCAAGAAGGAAAGCAAGGGUUCAUCAAAACAAGAAUUGAGCUUUACUUUGGAAGACUGCCAUUCUCUCCAGAACAGCUAAACUGGUUUUCAACAAACUACAAACUGGUAAAAGUUUCAAUAUGCUCAGUAUCCUCUCAUUUACCCUUUCCUGCCUUGCUUUGCGACUACCCACCAUGUAAUAAAUGGAGUGGGCUUCUGGGGAGAUAUGGGCUCCUGUGUGGGUGUAAGACUGCAUGGAGCAAGUGCAAAACAGAACUACUCAUGUUGCUGGUGAGUUUUUGUCUUGUCUGGCAUUCAUUUCACAGACUUUUUCCUGGUGUGCCAUUUGACAGUUCUGCAAAUUAAAUCUAGCAAGCAUGGAGCCCUCACUGCUCUGGGAACUGAGGGGUCAAUUUUAUUUUGAUGUACUUUAUUUCACUUAUAGUUCUCAUAAUGGUGCUUGUGUUCAGCUCUGCUGAUGGAGAGAUAUUGAAGUAAAAUUAAUUGCUCCUCUGAAAAUAGCAACAAAGGUGAGACACAUGAGGAUUCCAGAACCUCAUGGGAUUCUGGCCUUGAAUACCAUUCACUUAAAGAAAAUGUACAUCUCUCAAGAACAAGACCUGGCAAAUGCAAGAUCUUACGAAAAUCUGGAAGAUAUCAAAAUGUACGAAUGUGAAACUAAAUUCAACUUCUGGACCCACGAGCAGCAAUUGACAAAGUGGCCAGAGAGAUGCAGAGGAGGAAGGGUGGAACCACUGAGAAGGGACACAUCACCAUUUGUUCAUUGUACCCUUUGACAAACAUGUUAUGGAUGAAGCAAAUCUGGUUGAAUUUCAUCGAUGGGUACCGGGUUUGAAAACGAUCAUGAUAUAAGGCUAAAUUUGGACAAGAAUAAUGAUUUCAAAAAAGGAGAGGAAAAUUGGGGAAAGUUGGGCCCAUUCAUGAUUCCCAAAAUUUGUUUGAAGGCAUUGUUGCUGCCGAGCAUGAAGAAGCUACAGAGGAAGCCUCAACGGAGAGCCCCAGAUGCAGACUGAGGUGACUGACCAAGUGACAUCCAAGGGAAGCACAAAUGGGACUUUGUUCUUACCAGCUGUCCAAAAGACUGAGACGACCCGUGAUGUGGUUAAUUUUGCAAUCUUGUCUAGUGUAUGUUAUGUUCUCCUUUUUAAAGGAGGUGAACAGGGUAGCGUGUUUAACAUUGGCUGUAAAAGGAAACUGUAGCUUUCAGUCUGCGAUCUCAUUAAGUAAUUGUCAUGUAGUUGACUGUUCUCUGUGUUGCAGCAAUGACUUGCUAAGGCAGAAGCUAUUGGA
Pristis pectinata (smalltooth sawfish) is the source of this 3326-nucleotide messenger RNA. RefSeq lists its product as uncharacterized. Gene Ontology annotation, molecular function: G protein-coupled receptor activity. Gene Ontology annotation, cellular component: membrane. The record is from RefSeq and is a predicted model, not a curated record. The transcript is spliced from 3 exons. Gene Ontology annotation, biological process: G protein-coupled receptor signaling pathway. NCBI's taxonomy places the organism in Eukaryota, Metazoa, Chordata, Chondrichthyes, Rhinopristiformes, Pristidae. The coding region runs from base 1 to 2115 and encodes 704 amino acids.